Messenger RNA from Durusdinium trenchii, 3045 nucleotides. Lineage: Eukaryota; Dinophyceae; Suessiales; Symbiodiniaceae. The record is from the annotation of a GenBank genome assembly.
AUGGAGGUCAGCUACGCCUUGGCUUCCCAGUGCCGCUGGGCCGCCUGGGCCGCGGCCAAAGCAGGUGCUGAGGUGGUCCAGCCAGACGGUGCGGCCGCCUACCUGAGCGAGCUGGCCAAGGUGCCAAGAGCUCCUGAGGAGCUCUCGCACAGCCUGGCGGACGCCCUUGCACGCACGCGCCAAGCGGCUGGCGAGUCUUGGGAGGAGUGGCGCCCGGUGGUCGAGGCCGUGGUGGAGCUGGCCUCCCACGCAGCGAAGAGCUCGCCGAGCUCGCGGCCAUCGACUGAGCGCCAGGCCAGCGCUGGAAAAAGCGGCGGUAACGCCUUCUGCGCGUUGACUCGGAUGGCCACCCAAUUUGGACUCUACUGGCGUCACCGCUGCGACCCCAGCAGCGACCGGGACACGCCGCAGCGCUGCUUGGCGCAUGCGCUGCAGGCCUUUCACCAAGCCCAUUGGGCCCAGCCACCCUGGCGGGGCACCAACCUGGGAGGGUGGUUUCUCCUCGAGCCGGGUCCUGCAUCGCCCUUCUUUGAAACUUGCCAUGCCAAGAUCAAAGAGAUCAAUGGCCAAAGCGGCAAAGAGGAGCCGUCGCCCGCGCGCGAGGCGCCCCAAGGCCUGGGCGACGAGUGGUCGCUCUGCGCCGCGCUGCGCGCGGCGGGCGGCGAGGAGCUCCGGCGGCAACUCUUCGACCACCACCGAGCGCAUCACUACACGGCGGAAACCAUGCGGAACAUCGUUCAGUGCGGCUUGAACGCGGUGCGCUUACCAUUUGGAUAUUGGGUGGUACAAGAGCCAGGAGCGGGCGAAGCCUACGAAGGACCUUGCCUGGAAGCCUUGGACCGGGCGGUGGCGCUGAUCGAAGAUGUCGGAGCGCUUCAGCUACUGCUGGACCUGCACGGCUGCCCGGGCGGGGAGAGCGGCGAUCGACCCUGCGGGCGGCACGACAGCAGCUGGAGCUGGGAACGCUGGAGGACGGACGAGGCUGUGAAGAUCCUGGCCAUCGUAGCCGCGCGAUACUGCGACAAGUCUUGUGUCACGGGCAUUCAGGUGUGCAACGAGCCCUCCGAGCGCAUGCCGGUGGGUCGGCUGUGUGACUUCUACGAGAAUGCCAUUGAGGCAGUGCGUGGGGCAGGGAUGAGCGCCGACAAGGUAGCGGUGGUGCUGCCGAUCUUCACGCACUGGAGGGCGCCGGAGGUCACCGACGCCUGGGCCGAGCGGGGGAAUUUCAUGAAGUACGACAAUGUGGUGUUCGACCUGCACUACUACCACAACUUCUCAUCCAUUUGGAACCUCCUCUCCCACCGGCAGCAUGUGGACGUGGUCGCGUGCCACGCGCUGGAGUUGAAGUGCUUGCCGCAUGCGAUGGUCGGGGAAUGGAGCACCUCCAGGCCGGGGCAGUUCUCGGAGGCCGAGCAGGCGGACUUUGCGCGGCAACAGGUGUUGGGCUACAACCACGCCAGCCACGGCUGGUUUUUUUGGAAUUGGCAUGACCAUGAGUUCUACACCGAUUGGGACAUGGAGCGAGGCGCUUUCAAGACCGGCCGCUUACCCAAGCCUUUGGGCCCUAGCGAGCUGCAGGGCUUCCUACGCCCAGAGUGGGAAGAAGACGGACGGGGAGGCAGCUCUUUGCCCUGCCGUGCACCUGGCAUGUGGCCACGGCUCAUGGGCUGGGCUAGCUAUGCACAGCAGCUUUGGCGAGUGGACCAAUGCGGGGAGAACUUGCCCUGCGCCGGUGCUCGCUGUGGAGAAAAAGAGCAGGGCGUCAUCGGCGUCCCGGGAGACAAUGGGGGCUUAUCGCAAAAGGAGAAGCAGGCUGCCCCAUCACCCGGCCCCUCGCUCAGGCACCUUUUCGUGGGUUUUGUGGUGUUGGGGCAGCUUCUGGGUAGCCCUGCUGGUGGGGCCAAUCGCUACAGCGGCUGCACGGUGGUUGAUCUUGGUUUUCAAGUGUUCCCCACGCUGGCGCGCAAGGUCUCCGAGUGCAAGUCGGCGCUGCAGCCGGGGCAGAUGGCCGGCGAUCUAGGUUGGAUCUCGAAAGGCACCCAGGACCCUGCCUUGGAGGAAGCCGUCUUCUCGCUGGAGGUCCCCAUCGGCUGGUGGCGGGUUGACCGGAUUUCACCGAUGCUGAGCUUUCCAGUUCGACGGAGGGUGGAAGACGGUUGUGAGUUCGCUUGGCCACCCGAAGAGUGCCACGGGGCCACCGGUGCUCCCAAAUCGGAGAACCGAUGUGGUGAAGUGGGCGUUGGAAGAAGUGGGGUGCUGGAAACAAGACUCGCGGGACCUCGAGACCCGCGGUCCGAACGUGCCCGGCGCGCCAUGGGAGAUGACCAGACGGCCUGGCAGCUUCAGCCUUCUGUCGGAAGCUGGCUGCUUCCGACGCGACCGCUCCACGGUGCGGCGAGAAACGCACCAUCCACUCGCACGCCGCGAUCUUCAGCUACAAAUUGGGAGGAGCUGCUGAAAUACCUCGAUCUCCCGGAAGCCCGCCGGGCCAGAGCGCUAGACAUGGCAGCCAAGAUCGCCCGGCAGCAGCUUAAGAAGGCGAUGGAGCGGAGCCGACACUACCGGAAGAUCUCUAAGAAGUCCUGGAGUCUUUCGCUGGCGACGGUCUACGAAGGAGCGGCCAACAAGGAUGAUGGCACAACCUCCCUCAAACUCUUCGACAGUGAGAUCGGUUGGUAUGUGAAGCAAGUGCCUCGCCCCCUCCGAGCGCCGGGUCCGGCACCGGUGACGAAGAAGCCUGACUCGCUCCCACCGCCACCACCACGCUGUGGCAUUACGCCUUCCCCACCGUCGGAGCCACCCAAGCAGCACGCCAUGAGACGCUUGCGCGGCACACAGGCGAACCCGACCGAUGCAUCGGCGGACUUGUUUCAACUGGCCAUUGAGAGGCAGCAAAUGGACGACAAGGCGGAGCAGGGGAACUUUGCAACGUUCACCUCCUGGAUUGUGAAAAUGGGUUUGCGCUGCUUACAGGAGGACAUCAGAAGUGGCUCCUUUAGGGAUUCACUGCGUUGGGCCGAUGGCCUCCUUGCUUGCACGGCUUAA